Messenger RNA from Acromyrmex echinatior (Panamanian leafcutter ant), 1670 nucleotides. RefSeq lists its product as uncharacterized. Gene Ontology annotation, cellular component: RNA polymerase II transcription regulator complex. Gene Ontology annotation, molecular function: transcription coactivator activity. Gene Ontology annotation, biological process: positive regulation of transcription by RNA polymerase II. The record is from RefSeq and is a predicted model, not a curated record. NCBI's taxonomy places the organism in Eukaryota, Metazoa, Arthropoda, Insecta, Hymenoptera, Formicidae.
AUGGGGCAGCGCGCGGCGGUGGCGGCGGUGGUGGCGGAGGUGGAUACUCUGGAGGUGGAGGCAAACCCUCGUCCAGUUACGGAGCUCCCAGUUCCGGUGGCGGCGGCGGUUUUGGAGGAGGUGGAUACUCUAGUGGUGGUGGUGGAAUAUCUUCAACUUACGGUGCACCCUCGGGAGGUGGCGGUGGAUACUCCGGUGGUGGCGGCGGAGGAUACUCUGGCGGUGGUGGCGGAUAUUCCGGUGGUGGCGGCGGAGGAUACUCUGGUGGUGGUGGCGGCGGAUAUUCCGGCGGUAGCAGUUUCGGAGGCUCUGGUGGUUAUUCCGGAGGCGGUGGUGGCGGUUAUUCCGGCGGUGGUGGUGGAGGUUACUCCGGCGGUGGCGGUGGCGGUGGCAGACCGUCGUCGUCUUAUGGUGCUCCAAGUGGAGGUGGCGGACAGAGUUACGCCAGCAAUGGAGGAUACCAAUACUAAUCCAGAUAUGUGUUCACCCGGCGAGACGAUCUCCGUGCUCAAUCGCGUCGGCUUUCACCAAAUUUUCCGCAUUGAACAAUGCAAAUCGAAUCUAUUGCAAUCUCAAGACUCGUCAGUUCGAUCGAUCAAUUUGAUCGACUACGUGUUAUCAAAAAAGAGACGUCGAUCCGAGAGGAUAGUUUUAAUCAAAAGAUGAUGGCCUUGAUGCCCGCGGUUACGAAGAGAUAAUCUCGGACAUGAUAACAUUGUGAAUAAAGAUCAGAGAAGAUCAACGCUGAAGGCAUCCCGUUGUUAUACCAUCAAAUGUGUUCUUCAACAAUCACAUGGAUAUAUUUAAAUUUUUCCACGGGAACAUCUGUAUGACGACAGCUGACGGGAGAAACGUGCGAGGAUCGUUCGCCGCAUCGUGAAAUUCGUGCUAAAGAUUUAACAGCGAUGAAUUCUCAGUCGGGAAAGUUGUGAGCGAAGAAAUACUCGUCCCGAUGGCAGGCGCGUUCCCGCGAACGAUCGAAAGAAUAAGAUAGUUAUGUUUUUUUUCCUUUCUUUAAUGUUAUUAUCAUUUUCAUAUACUGGCUUCCAGGAAAGCGUCUGCUUAUGGAACGUUACUUCUGACGUCGAAGAAAAGCGAAGAAAGAAGAAGAAGAAGAAGAAAACGAAGAAAGGAAAACAAACGAGAAAACUCGAUUUUCCACAUUCGGAGCCUGUAACUUAUUUAUUUUGUAAAGACGCUUUUUUGUACUAAUAAUAAAGCCGCUAUGCUGAUAAGGAAUCUCGUCAAUUUAUCAACUUUUUGUUCAUUUCAUCCCGUUUCGUUGUACUAGAAAUUAAUCUUUUUUUAGGAAAUGUUCUACCUUUAUUUCAUGCGGUCUUUUUAAUUAUAUAAUUAAUUAUCUUCGUGUUGUAAGUCAAUCUAAGUUAAAGACCUGAAUUCCGGACUUAAUCUUAUCUUUUUGGUCACGCAACUAUUUUCUCUUUUUUCAAAUAAUAAAAUCUCUUCAUGGUUGAUUUCGUCGGUUAACUAUCUCAAUUUUCGACGGAACGGUUCCCGCUUUAAGAAGAAUUCUUUCUAAAUCUCUACACCCAAAGAAAGAUGAUCGGUGAGACGAAGAAGAGCUCGGCAUAAGGUUAGUCGGCCGACACGGUCGAUUUAUCGAUUCUCACGGCUCGGAUACCGGGAGGGUAUGAAUAACUAAGAGCUCU